This is a messenger RNA of Capronia epimyces CBS 606.96, 972 nucleotides long. RefSeq lists its product as uncharacterized. The record is from RefSeq and is a predicted model, not a curated record. NCBI's taxonomy places the organism in Eukaryota, Fungi, Ascomycota, Eurotiomycetes, Chaetothyriales, Herpotrichiellaceae. The coding region runs from base 1 to 972 and encodes 323 amino acids. Gene Ontology annotation, cellular component: cytoplasm. The transcript has a single exon. Gene Ontology annotation, molecular function: zinc ion binding.
AUGUCGACUCCCACUUCCACUCCCACUCCUCCACUACCGUCCGAACCAUCGUACACAGCCAUGAAGGUAGACCCAGAGCGAGACCAAGACGUCGAAGCGAUCGGCGCACACUGCGAGUUCCCCUACUGCCACCAGCUGGAUUUCCUACCGUUCCGAUGCGACUCGUGCCACCACACGUACUGCCUCGACCACCGAAGCGAAACGGCACACAAAUGCCCACGGGCCGGCGAGUGGGCGAGAAACAGACGGCGGAAUAGCGUGGGAAGACCGUCUUCGACGUCUACCACCACCACGUCUGACACCAGUGGUGGUCGCCCCACGCACGCCAACACCGCGCAGUGCAGCAACCCGAGCUGCAAGACGUUUGUGCACACGCUCCAGAACCCCGGCGUGCACUGCCCACAGUGCAAUCGGACGUAUUGCCUGAAACACCGCAUGCGCGAGGACCACGAUUGCGCCAAGCUCGUGCCACUAGGUGCCAGGCCGCUCGACAUCGCGCUGCAGAGCAACAAGGAGAAACUACGCCUCGGGUUCGGCAGGCUGAAGGCCUGGGGCAACAAGGUGCAGCAGGAAACCACGCUGGUGGCGAAGCCCAAGCCGUCCAGUCGCGCCGCGCAGGUCGCCGCGCUGAACGCGCUGAAGAAGAGCGCAAAGGGCGACGACAAGCUCGACCCGGCCAAGCGCGUCUAUUUGCACGUCGAGGCCGAGGCCGCCACCACCACCAGCAGAUUCCCCAAGGCCGAUCUGUUCUUCUCCCAGGACUGGAGUGUCGGCCGCCUGCUCGACGACGCCGCCCGGCGCCUACAAGUCGCCAAUGUGAACAAUCGCGUCGAGGACGAAGAUCAGCGCCUGCGCGUCUAUCACGUCGAAGGGGGUCGCCUGUUGGAGUUUUCCGAAAAGGUCGGCAAGGCCUUGAUCAGUGGAAAUACCGUCGUCCUUCUGAGAGGCGUUGGGCCUAAAGAGCCGUCAUGA